Photinus pyralis (common eastern firefly) is the source of this 661-nucleotide messenger RNA. Its product is annotated as ribonuclease kappa-B. NCBI's taxonomy places the organism in Eukaryota, Metazoa, Arthropoda, Insecta, Coleoptera, Lampyridae. Gene Ontology annotation, molecular function: RNA endonuclease activity. The transcript has 3 exons. Bases 120 to 419 code for a protein of 99 amino acids. The record is from RefSeq and is a predicted model, not a curated record.
GCAAGAGAACUACUGAAUAAAGUGAAGGACAGAAGUGAAUUUUAUCACAUGAUUUGAAGGUGGUGGUUCAAGUCGUUUAUUUAAUUGUAGUUAAUUCCUUAAAUUAUAUUUAAAAGAAAAUGGCAAUCUGUGGACACAAAUUAUCCCUUUGUGGGUUAAUCCUAAGUGUUUGGGGCAUCAUACAGCUGUCUCUAAUGGGUAUAUUUUAUUAUAUUCGAUCGGUAGCGCUAUUUGAAGACGUUCCUGGAUUGGAACACGAAGGUACAUUUGAUUCAAUACAGAAAUUUUACGACGAUGCAGAUCAAGGGUACCUACAGAACGCAUACAACUGUUGGAUUGCAGCAUGUUUGUAUAUUAUAACAUUGGCAUUCUCGGGACAUCAGUUCUGGGUCAAUAGUCGUUCAUCUUUACGAGUAUAAGAAACGUACUUGUGGUUUAUUUGUUGUAUAUAUUGUAGUUAAUGUCGUUAACUUCUCUCAUAAGUAAAUAUCAUUCCUAUAAAUGCUGCACAAAUAUUUUGCGAUUCUUUAGAAUUGUAUAUUAUGUGAAUUACAGUCGAAGUAGUGUAUAAAUUGGUAUUAUUUAAAUGUUUAAUUAGAUAUAGCGCGGGUUGUUGGUACCUACAAUGUGAUACCUUCUGUGUAUAAAUGUCUUAAACUCC